AAACAAAAUGUUUGUUUUGUUACUCUGUGACUCACUCCCCACUGAAAUUUGAAUUAUUUUAGCAAAAACUUUACUUUAUUUAUCCGGAAUUUGAUAAUUUGAGUUAAUUUAGAAAAUCUCUACAAAUAAGACAUCGAACAAUUUCUAUCGGUUAAAAGCCAUAAGUGUAUUAAGUAUCUCUAAUGAAAUGGCUUCGAAGAAACCUACAAAACAAUUUUCGAUGGCUAACUUUGUGACGAGAAAUAGUAAAGAUUCUAGCAACGCCUCUCCAUCCAGCCCUAAGCCUGCUGCUACAAAGUCAUCCAAGUUCACUUUCAAGACCAAAUCUACUGAUAAACCAUGGACACCACCAUACAAGACAGCUACUGAUAACAGUGGCUUUGCUACAUCAUCUACAACAUCUUAUACUUCUCAAGCAUCAAGGUCUAUUCCACAUAGCAACAAUAUAAAUGAUUUAAAGAGAGACCAGCCAUUCAAUAAUGAUAGCAAUGACAUAUUUGAUGGGAUGGAUGUGGAUUAUGAUGACAUACAUGAAAUCAAAAGUAAAACUCCAACACCAAAUAAAGAACAGAACCGAUCAAUCAGAAUCAGCGCUACUCCAAGCCCACCAAAGCCUAAACAUACUGAGGCUGGAGGGAGCAAGAAACUGCAGACACCCAGCAAAGUGAGCCCGAAGAAAGGAAGAGACUCCUUGAGGAAAUUGAAACUAGAUGAGAGUAUUGGAGACUUCUUAAAUAAUAUUUCAAAUCAUCCAGCUUUAAGAUCUUCAGAUGGAGAAAAACUGAAGUCUGAUGAUAAGGAUGAAUGCAAAAUGAUGUAUAUUGAAUUACUAGAGAAAAUAAGUAAUGCCUUUGACAGAAUCCCAGAUUCAAUAAAAGAAAAGUUACCUGGCUUUGAUUCAAAGUACUAUACUAAAAUGAAAAACUUAGGUUGUAAAUUAAAGCACAUUAUUCAAAAGGAAAGUCCAAAUGGAAUUCAUAAGAAAGUAUCAAAGUUAAAGCUGGACAGCAGUGAAAAAAACAAGAAGAAGAAAUCAAUCAGCGAUGACAGUCCUUCACAAAUGUACAUACAUGAUGAUAUUGAUGAUUUUGAUCUAGAGUCCAGUCAAAUUCCAGGGAAAAAGCCAAUAUUUGAUGAUGAACCUGCAACCAACAGCGACACUUCAACACCAGAUUUCGUCAAGUUCAAUAAAGGGGCGGGGCCAAGUAAAACCAUAUAUUCAGACCUUAUGGCCAAAAAAUCACUGUCAUUCGACACGUUUUCCCCUAACGCAUCAAGAAUAGAAGACAAAACCUUACAGUCAGAUUCAGAACUUGAUGUAUCAGGCAAUCAGAAUAAGAGUAAAGGUAAAUUUGUGUUCAAAAGGCCAUCGCGGCUCACGAUAGAGGGACCUAGCGACAAGUCGACGCCAAUCCGAGACGCGCCGUCCAGUACUUUAGAGCGUCUUCGCAACGCCACCGAAAAACUUAAACCAAUGGUUGAACAGCCGACAACUAGUGUUGCACCAAUUUGCAACAGUUCUGUACAAUUCCAACCACCGCAACUGAGUAAAUCUUCCUUGAUGAACUGCAACAAACCCUGUACAAUAGUCUCUCCUAUAGUCCAACAGCCAGAACCAGAUUACGAUGAUGAAGAAGACACCAUCAACAUAAACUUUGAUGAUGAGGCAGAUAUUUUACCGGAGAGCUCUGUGAUCAAUAUAACAGAUUCUCUGCCGUUGUCAGACUCCCUUCCCAAUACUCAGACGGUGAAUGGUAAAGUAAUACCAGUGGAUGAUGAUGGCUGGCCGGAGUACAGGAUAGAAGACUUUGAAGAAGAAAUGGACGCGCUAGACACCAGUAAUAAUGAGCAAAAAGUGAUCAAUUUGAUGGAACUGUCUGUUGUGAAGGAAAAGAAAAAGAGUAAAUACGAAGGAAUGGGCGAUUUUGCGGUCGGAACCAAGAAUGAUGGCAUCACUGGUGAAUUCGACGGCACGUCCUACCCUCACUCGUCGCUCAUGAUGGAGGCUCUCCGGGAGCGCUUCGGGCUGCGCUCGUUCCGCCCCAACCAGCUGCAGGCGGUCAACGCCACGCUGCUGGGCCACGACUGCUUCGUGCUCAUGCCCACUGGAGGGGGUAAAUCCCUGUGCUACCAACUGCCUGCCAUCCUGACUCCGGGGGUGACCAUCGUGAUAUCGCCGCUCAAGUCUCUCAUCUUGGACCAAGUCAAUAAGCUAUUGUCUUUGGAUAUCCCAGCCGCCCACUUAUCAGGCGACGUCUCCCUAUCCGAAGUAGACGAGAUCUACCACAAGCUGUCAAUGAGGGAGCCACUGUUGAAGCUUCUCUACGUCACUCCGGAGAAGAUCAGCAGUUCCCCCAAGUUCCAGAGCAUGUUGGACGCGCUGUACUCAAGGGAGAAGAUCGCUAGGUUCGUAAUAGACGAAGCCCAUUGCGUAUCUCAAUGGGGCCACGACUUCAGGCCAGACUACAAGAAGUUAUUCAUACUGCGAGAGAGGUUCCCUAGAGCACCGCUUAUGGCACUGACUGCUACCGCCACGCCACGGGUCAGACUGGACAUAUUGCAUCAACUUAAGGUGACGAAUUGCAAGUGGUUCCUAUGCAGCUUCAACCGGCCGAACCUCAAGUACGAAGUUGUGGAGAAGAAGCCCAAGUCUGUUAACCAGGAGAUCGCCAAGAUCAUCAAGGAAAAGUUCAUGAAUGUCUCCGGCAUAGUGUACUGCCUGUCGCGGCGCGAGUGCGAGACGCUGUGCGAAGACCUACGUAAAGCUGGUAUCCAGGCGGGCGCGUACCACGCUGGUCUUAGUGACAAGAAGAGAGAGGCCGUGCAGUCGGGCUGGGUCGCUGAUAGGCAUAAAGUUAUCUGCGCGACGAUAGCGUUCGGCAUGGGAGUAGAUAAGGCAGACGUGAGAUAUGUCAUACACCACAGCAUGCCCAAGUCGGUCGAAGGCUACUACCAGGAGACGGGGCGCGCGGGGCGCGACGGCGAGCCGGCGCUAUGUCUCAUGUACUACUCGUACACCGACGUCAUACGAUACCGGAGGCUGCUCGACAUGGAACGAAAUGCGUCUGCCGAAGCGAAGCGCGUGCACAUAGAGAACCUGCUGCGCAUAGUGGAGGUGUGCGAGAGCGUCGGCGAGUGCCGCCGGAGCCAGGUGCUGUCAUACCUCGGCGAGCGACUCAGUCCAGACCAGUGCGACCCCAAGUGUGAUAACUGCAUGAGAAAGGACGAAUUUAAGCCAGUAGACGUGACCGAGGACUGCAAGCGCAUCGUGCGCUGGGUGAGGUCCGCCUCUACUGGUCGCGCGCAGUACACUCUGCUACAUGUGGCGGACGCUCUCCGGGGGUCCAUGCAGCAGCGGCUGAAGGAGCUGCAGAACAGCGAUAUACACGGACGAUGCAAGACCUGGCCCCGAGGGGACCCCCCGCGCCUGCUCCGACAACUCGUAGUUCGCGGGCUGCUGGCGGAGCGUCUGGUUCUACACAACGACAUCGCGUCCGCCUACCUAGCACUGGGCCCGCAAGUCGACCAACUAAUGAACGGCAACCUCAAGAUAAUCUUCCCCAUGAAGUGUGAGAAGAAGUCCUCACUAGUCACAUCAUCAGACCCGUCCCGGCUCGCGCCCGCCGCGCCCGUCACGGCGCUAGUGAGGAGGAUUGAAGACCGUUGUUAUGCAGAUUUAGUUGAGGCUUGCAGGGAGAUGGGCGCGGCUCGCAACAUCACGCUUGUAGCAGUCAUGCCGCUAGCAGCCCUAAAAGCCAUGGCGGCGCGGCUGCCCGAGACGGCUGAAGACAUGUUGUCAUUACCUCAUGUUACAAGAGCUAACUACGACAAGUUCGGGCAUCAGCUGUUGACGAUUACCAGCCAGUAUGCUGUGGAGAAGAUGGGCCUCCUAAUGCAAUACCAAGACGAGUUAGAAGCGGAAACCUCCGCCCAGGCGGCGCCCCAGAACGACUUUCAAGACGACUCAGGGGCGGGCUCGGACACGGACUGGGGCGCGCUGGGGCGGGCCAGUGGGGGCGGCAGUAGUGGGGGCGGGUAUAGAGGCCGUGGCGGGCGCAGGGGCGGCGUGAGGAAGAGAUUCAAGCGCGGCGGCGGCAAGGCUAAGACAGCGUCUGCCGCCAAGAAGAAGGCGGUGCGGGGCGGCGCGGGGGGUGCCGGGGGCGCGGGGAGAGGCUCGCCCGCCGCCGCGCCUAGCUGGAAGACUACUGUGGGUCACAAGCUGGGCACGAUGCCGAUGCCAAAACACAGCUCCGUCGUGAACACGCGCCCCGGCGUCUUCAAGAGCAGCAAACUGAGCUCGCUGUAGCACCGCGUUUCUCCAGAAGUGCCAGGACAUCCGUAACCUGGACACGUGCGACCACUACCGCUCCUUCAUGCUGGUGAAGACGGGCUGCGAGGCUGACGAUGAUGACGAUGACGACGAGCAGGCCUACCU
Messenger RNA from Plutella xylostella (diamondback moth), 4435 nucleotides. NCBI's taxonomy places the organism in Eukaryota, Metazoa, Arthropoda, Insecta, Lepidoptera, Plutellidae. The record is from RefSeq and is a predicted model, not a curated record.